AAAGGUAGAAAAGGUAUAUAAUUAUGAGUCCUUGGAUUUGAAGGGGUUAAAAGACACGAGAGGGAAACGGCGUAUAAUAUUAUGGAAAUAACUGGAGACUGAUUUCUAGCACUCUUACGUACGAACAAUGAUGCAGCAGCACUUAGUUGGCAAAAACUAAGGAGACCGUUAAUCAGUCUAAACUUCUGUUUCAUUUUAAAUGCAAUGGCCUUGUACUGAGCCAAAAAAGCAACAAUCUGUCGCUUUUCCAUUCGCAUAUUACACUGUUUGUACAUUUGUGUAAAUUUAAAAUCAUCGUUCCUAUUUCUCUUUCUGACAAGAAUAUUUGUUUACUAAGUAAAACCAAGGCUUCUGUUAUAUGAGACAUAAAGUCUAGCACUGACUAUUCUAUGUAUCAGAGAGCUUUGAAUGAGAUAUAAGCUUAAAGUUAACAUAUAAAACCAUAAUUUCAAUAUUAGCCAUUGGCUUGACCCCAUUUCUUCACUCUACCUACAUGCUCAUGUCUGCCAUCUCCCAGCUAAAUGCAGGCUUACAUCAGUGUGCAGUAUCAAAAACACUCGCUCUGUUUAGAGAUAUUAGUGACUCUGAAGAGGUAAUAUUUAGCUUUAGCAUUAAUUCUACAGUAAACAAUAUCGCAAGAGCCCUCUUUUUUUCCUUUCUUUUUUUUGCACCCAGCAUAAGGCUUACUGGAAGAGGAAUCUGGCUGCAGCUGGUCUGGGGUUUAUGUAGAUACUGUCUUUAUAUGGGUACAUUUCAGCUCGGCGCCCUCAUUCUGUUUGUAGCAGGUCUUGCUGUGACCUGUAGGCUACCCUCUUGUAGAAGACAUGGACUAAAGAAGAAUAGUGUGCGUGCGUGCGUGAGUGUGUGUGUGGUGUGUGUGUGUGUGUGUGUGUGUGUGUGUGUGUGUCUGUCUGUGUGUCUGUAUGUCUGUAUGCGUGUGAGCAUGAGUGUGAGUGAGAGAGUGAGUGUGUGAGUGUGUGUGUGUGUGUGUGUGUGUGUGUAAGGACAGCCUCUGGAUAUAACCAUGGUGGUGAGGUGGCUGCUGACGUCCCACUAAAAAAAACAACAACAAGCAGAAAAUGAGAGCGUGAAGCUCUGGCUACCACGAAGACCACUGCUGCAUUCUGGACAGCGCAGCCACAUGAUCACAUGACUCUGGACAUGGAUGCGGUCCUGUCAGACUUUGUUCGGUCCACAGGGGCAGAACCUGGUCUGGCACGUGACCUGCUGGAGGGUAAAAACUGGGACUUGAGCGCUGCCCUGAGUGACUAUGAGCAGCUGCGGCAGGUCCACACCGCCAACCUGCCGCAGGUAUUUAAUGAGGGCCGUUACUACAAGCAGCCAGAACGCAGUGGAACACCCCAGCACCUCAACAAACUGGAGCAAUGCCUGCAGAGGCAAGAGGAGAACACUCAGGAGAAGCGUCUCUCUCGGGGCAUCUCGCACGCCAGCUCUGCCAUCAUGUCUCUGGCGCGGAUGCACGUGACAGGCGAGUGCACCAGGGAGCAGCUGCCUCUCGAGAUGCCCAUCUACACCUUCCAACUACCUGACCUGAGUGUGUACAGCGAGGAUUUCCGCAACUUCAUCGAGCGCGACCUCAUUGAGCAAUCCACCAUGGUGGCACUGGAGCAGGCAGGCCGUCUGAAUUGGUGGUCCACUAUAUGUACGAGCUGUAAGAAACUCCUGCCAUUAGCAACUACUGGGGAUGGCAACUGCCUACUGCAUGCCGCUUCCUUAGGUAUGUGGGGCUUCCACGACAGAGAUCUGGUGCUGAGGAAGAGUUUGUAUGCUAUGAUGAAGAGCGGGGCAGAGAGAGAGGCUCUGAAAAGGAGGUGGAGAUGGCAGCAGACGCAGCAAAACAAAGAGUCAGGGUUGGUGUAUACAGAGGAGGAGUGGGAGAGAGAGUGGAACGAACUGCUGAAGUUGGCCUCCAGUGAGCCUCGCACACACAUCAGCAAAACUGGCAACACCAGUGGAGGUGUGGAUAAUUCAGAGGACCCUGUCUAUGAGAGUCUGGAGGAAUUCCAUGUGUUUGUGUUGGCUCAUGUGCUGAGAAGGCCCAUCGUGGUGGUGGCUGACACCAUGCUCCGAGACUCUGGGGGAGAAGCUUUUGCACCCAUCCCUUUUGGAGGCCUCUAUCUUCCCCUAGAGGUGCCACCCAACCGAUGCCACUGCUCUCCACUGGUGCUGGCAUAUGACCAGGCUCACUUCUCUGCUCUGGUCUCUAUGGAGCAGAGAGACCAGCAGAGAGAGCAAGUGUGCCCGCAGCUCAGUGACAUCAGAGUGCGUAUGCACGUGGCCGAGGUCAGUCGAGGACAGCUCACUAUAGCUACCAGCAGGGCCAGUGAAUACGCCGUCAUCCCUCUGACAGACUCCGAGCACAAGCUUUUAUCCUUGCACUUUGCGGUGGACCCAGGCAGAGACUGGGAGUGGGGGAGGGACGACAACGACAACGCCAAACUGGCAAAUCUCAUCCUCUCAUUGGAAGCAAAGCUAAACCUCCUGCACAGUUAUAUGAAUGUAACAUGGAUUCGAAUACCAUCAGAGACACGAGCUCCCCUUGCUCAACCCGAGUCACCCACCGCAUCAGCAGGUGAAGAUGUGCAGUCUCUGGCCGAAUCCAUGGACUCGGACCGUGAGUCUGUCUGCAGCAAUUCCAACCUCAACAAUGGCAAGACUAGCAAAGAGAAAGACAAGGACAAGCAGCACAAGGAGAAAGACAAAGCUCGUGCUGACUCAGUAGCCAACAAGCUGGGCAGCUUUAGCAAGACUCUAGGCAUCAAGCUGAAGAAGAACAUGGGUGGUUUGGGUGGUCUGGUACAUGGCAAAAUCAGUAGGUCCACCAUAGCGAAUGGCCGUGCUGUGGAGAGCAGUGAACAGAAGCCCAAGAAGAAGGAAUCCAAAACACGCAAAGGGAGCAAAGAGGAGUCGGGCCAAUCUACCAGCACGUCAUCCUCUGAGAAAGCAACCAGCCCAUCUCCUACUGAUAGAGCUUCAGGUAACUCCUCUGGAGAAAGACAGGCCAGUUCAGGCAAAAACCCAGAUGAGCGGACUCUGGACAACUGGAAGUACAGCACAGAUGUCAAGCUGAGCCUGAACAUCCUUCGUGCAGCCAUGCAGGGUGAGCGUAAGUUCAUCUUUGCUGGUUUAUUGCUGACCAGCCACCGGCAUCAAUUUCAUGAAGAGAUGAUCAGCUACUAUCUGAGCAGUGCGCAGGAGCGCUUCAGCACUGAGCAGGAACAAAAGAGGAAAGCUGAGGCUGAGAAAAAGCCCCAGACCAAUGGAACCCUCAAGAAGCCUGAACAGGAGAGCACAUUACAGAGAGAGCGCUCGGACAGCUCUCCCCCUGAGAGUUGCUCACCUGUUCUGCAUGCCAGCCAUAUCCAUACACUAAAGGGCCAGGGAAGGAAUAGCCCUACCCUUGCUGCUUCCCCAAUUCCCAUCCCUAAUGGCAGCCCGACUCCCAGUCUCCCAUGCUCGUCCAUGUCACCUGUCCCCUUCUCUUCCCCCAGUCAAGGUGCUAAGCGUCACGAACCUAUCCCGGUGUCCGCCCACUAUAGCCAUACACCACCCAUCCAGAGGCACAGUGUCAUCCAUCUGAGAGAUAGCAACACGCAGUCCUCCAGCUACCAGGAUGAUCCCUAUAAAAUUCCAGUGGGGACGCUGAAGACCUGUGCCACGUAUCCGCAACAGAACCGCUCACUGUCCUCUCAGAGCUAUAGUCCAGCACGCAUGUCUGGCAUUCGCGCCGUCCAUGGUGGAGACUCUGUACCGUACAGCAUGGCCGGUGAGCACAAAUCUCACACAUAUACCAAUGGCUUUAAUGCAAGCUAUAUCCGGGACAGUCUGGAGUUUGCUGACGAGGAACUCACACCCCACUCCUGGCUCAACCAUGACAAAUCCAAGAUCCGCAGUGGAACCUGCCCCAUGUACUGCUUUCAGCAGAAGCGCUGCAAGAGGGAGAACUGCUCCUUUUAUGGCAGGCCAGAGACAGAGAACUACUGCUCCUACUGCUACAGAGAGGAGCUGAAACGCAGGGAAAAGGAGGGCAAAGGACAUCGGCCUGGAUAGCCCCGCUCAUACACACACAUGCAGUUCAUCACUGAUGUGUGUGUGUGUGAUUAAAAGACAGCAGUGACAUCAUCACCCUCUGCACUAUGCGAGUAAUAGACAAAUACUGGCAUACCGUUUUCUAAUCUAUUUAAGAAUGAUCUCCUUGUAAUCUUGUUACUUUUCUCUCAAUAGCAAAAUGACACUGCAGUUUGGCCAGAGAUUGUGUUGUCAUUUUAUUUGUCAGUUUGUUUUUUGUCCAAAUUUACAUCCUUUUACUUGUUCUAGAGUAAAAGCUCAUGUCUGUGCAUUUUGCUCAGUCUGUAAUAUAAAAUUUCUAGUACUAGCUGAAAGAGAUGUAAAAGCAUAUGUCAGUCACCUCUGAGCUCUCCAAAAGCUACUGGGUAACUCAUUUGAAUGCAAUACUUCAAUCAAUAUCUCAAUAGCAAGUAACAUCUUUCUGCUUUGAAAAUAAUUCAAAUGGGAGGAAGAACCAUUGAUAAACAUGGAAGUUUUUAAAAAGCAAUAAGUUUGGUAAUGAGCGCAGUCCCUCCCCUUUUUAUCUAUGCAUUCUUAAUGUCAGCCAUAGUGUAUUGUCUUUAUGCAGAAAUGAGUGUGAUUUUAUCUGCCUGGAUGUAAGAAGAUUGUCCUGAAAUUUCAUUUGUGGCAAAUCAAAGUGUGCUGCAUGGUAUGUAACAUGCUUUUGAUUGCGCAGCACAUGACUAGACCUCGUGUACAUCGGUUUGCAUUCCAUUUAAACUCUCCUCUGAACCAUCUGAUGCAGUACAGUGCCAUUUAUUCCUAUCUGUGUUUUGCAAUAUAUCACAUUCUCGGUAGCAAAUGGCUUCUGUAAAAUAAACCACUACUACUACUACUACUAUUGACAAAUUUAUACAAUGCAAGAGUAACAAUAUGAUGGAAUACAAACCUUUAUACACCUUAGUGUAGUGUCCUAAAAGUGAAAGCAAAUGGAACUCGGUGAUGUUUGUCAGUGUUGGUUACACAUUGGUGUGUUGUAGGUUGUGGCUGUUGCUCAUCAUUUGUUCUGUAACCCACAAGCACACACAUGUCAAUCUAUCAACAGACCCACCUGCGUUUGCCGUAAAGAAAUCUGUGCCAAAAACAUUCUCCUAUAUUUGACUUUCUCAGGUACUGUGUUAAAUGUGUAUAGUAGUAUGAAUCCCCAAAUUGAAUCACUAAAUUUAAAACUUAAGAUCACUAUCAGCAUAUUAGAACUAAAUUGGAUUUAAAUUUUAAUUAACAAGCAAGAGUGGCUUGUGACCAUAGAUUUUGGUGGGGUAGGACAACAUUAAUAACAACAUAACCUCAAACAAAAUUAAAUGACACUUGACUAUAAGCUACUAUAUAGUGAUUUUUUUUUUUUUAGAGUAACCCCAUAAUGGGCAAAUGUGAGUCGACGAGACAUGAAUGUACUUCAACAAACUAAGUAUGGUUAUGAUGGUUUCUGUUUGCUGAUAAUUUCGCUCCAAAGACACAUUAACAACCUAGUUAGUUAUGUAGAUAGCAAGAUAAAACUCUAGGUUAAACUUGCUAGUCAAACCAUUUCUGAUCAGGGAAAGGACUAAAAAAAACCUAUGGACUAAAAGAUGGCAGUAUUCAUUUUGAUAACUUACUUUCAAAUGUAUUAAAAAGAAAAAAAAGAAAUUAAAUUCUGAUACAGCAGGUGUAGAUCUUGUAGGUGUAGAUCUUGUCACAGUAUGAGACAAACACAGAAGGGGUAAUAUCAUUAACUGUCCUGUCUGCUGCUCCUCCCCCACUCAUAAACAAUGCAUUCAUAGAGUAAGCAUGGGGCAGAGUGGUUGCUGCCCCAAUGGGUCUAAGUUUGUGCUUGUUGUAGUUUCCAUUUUUUACCACUAUGUGCAAUAAUAACAACUCUAUGGAGCUGAAUGAAGCACUGAGCGCACUGUUCCAAGAUUGCAUCACAUCUAGAAAGGGGAGCUAAUUAAUGGAACAUUAGCUUGUAUCUGUCAAAUGCAUUUUUUUUAUUUAAUUGUUGGUCACUUAAAAGAGGUCAUAAGUAUUGCAAGGUUAACAUCCAUUUGCAACAGUUAUGUUUGGCUAGGCUCUGCCCCACCUGCCCCUAUGGAUGAGCCACUACUGUUAAAAAGACAUAAUUAACAGCAACAAAGGUGUUAUGUAGUUGUAUAUCACGGCAAAUAGCCACAUCACAGCAGGCGUCUUGUAACUCUAAAACGUAACUUGCUUUGUGUACUAGGAAGGUCUUGAUUCCUCUGCCAUUCGAAGCACCAGAAGGCCUAACAGUAUCAUUAUUGCUAACCCCUGUGUAAGCAUGGGCAAAGUGAAGUUCUCUCCUAGUGCUCCUGUUCUUCAGGCGAGUGCCGAAUAUGAGAGCAUUUCUCACUGAUUUCUGGUGUGUGUCUGUCUCUCCUGGAUCCUAUGUUCUCCCCACUGAGUUUUCUUGCUCCUUAUUUCUAUGUGCCCUCCUCUUCCUCCUUUCUAUGUGACAGAAUCAUGGACUUGCACCGUUUUAGAAUUGUAAAAUAUGAUUUUAUAUUCAUUUGACAGUUUUACACUAAAUUAUUAAUUUGCACAUUAUGUACUGAUGUAAAUAGUAGGAGGAAACAGGAAAAGAACAAAACAAGAUUAGUUUGUUGUUAA
Messenger RNA from Ictalurus punctatus (channel catfish), 6690 nucleotides. It is a transcript of the gene otud7a, whose product is annotated as OTU deubiquitinase 7A. The coding region runs from base 1150 to 4071 and encodes 973 amino acids. Gene Ontology annotation, biological process: protein K11-linked deubiquitination; protein deubiquitination involved in ubiquitin-dependent protein catabolic process; protein K63-linked deubiquitination. Gene Ontology annotation, molecular function: cysteine-type deubiquitinase activity; zinc ion binding; DNA binding. The transcript has 14 exons. Gene Ontology annotation, cellular component: cytoplasm; nucleus. Lineage: Eukaryota; Metazoa; Chordata; Actinopteri; Siluriformes; Ictaluridae. The record is from RefSeq and is a predicted model, not a curated record.